AUGAAUGAAUUACCGCCACAACCAACACCACAACAGUCUUAUGGUCAACAAGACUCUCAACAGAGCCAUCAUCAUAAUAUGAAUAGAAAGUAUCCUCAACAAUCACAUCAAAUCCCACAGAAAGUUACUUACAGACCGCCACCGCAACAACAACAACAACAAGUACCACCACAACAGCAAUAUCAACAAUAUAGUAGCUCUCCUCACCAAGAGUAUUUUCAACAAGCUCCAGCACAAAACUAUCAACAAUCAGGACAAUAUGCUCCUGGGCCUCAGUAUUCAAAUCAACAACAACAUGUACCACCUCAAGCAGCUCCUGUUCAGCAAUACGCUAAUCAACAACCGCCAGCAAAUUACCAACAUCGCCCUUCAUAUACUCUGCCUCCGCCAUCACAACAACAAAUAUAUCAGCAACAACAACAACAAUACCAAGCCCCAUAUACAAGCAAUGGUAAUUAUUCUAAACGUAAUGCUUCAAAGGAGUCGGUGGAAAGUUCCAAAACUACUAGUUCAUCCAAACAAAAAUUAGAAUCUGAAUUAAGAAUAGUUUUUGAAAAAGUGGACACUAAUAGAUCAGGUAGAAUAUCAGCUAAAGAAUUAUCUUAUGCCUUGUUGAAUUUUGAUCGUACAAGAUUUCAGGAUUCUACUAUUAGAUUAAUGAUUAACCUCUUUAGUACAUCCGAUUCAUCCAGUAAAUCAUUAACUUUUGAACAAUUUGUAUCUUUAUGGAAGUAUUUAUCAGCUUAUAAGAAACUUUUCAUUCAAGCUGAUGCAAACAAAUCUGGUGAUAUUUCAUUUGGUGAAUUCCAAAAGAUUUUGGAACAAAUUGGCUAUAAAUUGGAUAUUGAUUUGGUCUUGCACUUGUUUCAAAAAUAUGCCAUGCAUGAAAAUGGUGGAAUUGGUAAAUUAAAGUUUGAUAAUUUCAUUGAAUUGUUGGUAUAUUUGAGAAAACUAACUGAUGUAUUCAAGAAAUAUGAUAAAGAUCUUUCAGGUACUGCAACUAUUAGUUUUUCAAGUUUCUUGUUUGAAGUUUCCAAUCUAAAUUAA
Candida tropicalis MYA-3404 is the source of this 1047-nucleotide messenger RNA. RefSeq lists its product as uncharacterized. Gene Ontology annotation, molecular function: calcium ion binding. Bases 1 to 1047 code for a protein of 348 amino acids. NCBI's taxonomy places the organism in Eukaryota, Fungi, Ascomycota, Pichiomycetes, Serinales, Debaryomycetaceae. The record is from RefSeq and is a predicted model, not a curated record. The transcript has a single exon.